Heterocephalus glaber (naked mole-rat) is the source of this 8785-nucleotide messenger RNA. It is a transcript of the gene Pak3, whose product is annotated as p21 (RAC1) activated kinase 3. NCBI's taxonomy places the organism in Eukaryota, Metazoa, Chordata, Mammalia, Rodentia, Bathyergidae. Gene Ontology annotation, molecular function: protein serine/threonine kinase activity; ATP binding. Gene Ontology annotation, biological process: protein phosphorylation. The record is from RefSeq and is a predicted model, not a curated record.
CCACAAGUUUCACACUAGGUCGGAAUUGGAAUAAUCACACUCUAAAUACACCAAGACGUGAGCGCAUCGCCGAGCCGUGGGGCGCACGUGAGCCCACACCCAGGCACCCAGCCCUGCCUCUCGCCAGAGCAUCCUCAGCAGCUGCCACAGAAGCAGCCUCCUCCUUCUCUGCUUCCUCCUCCUCCAACCGCCGACAACGCCGCCACCGCCGCCGCAGCAGCAGCCACUGCUCCUAUCCCCUCUCAUCCUUCUUCCUCUCCCCAUUCCUGCUCCUCCUCCCAUCCCAGGUUCCUUCUCCCCAGCGACGGAGGGCAGAAUCCUCGACAACAGCUUCCCUCUCUCGGGCCACGAAGAGGCUGGAACAGCCCAGUAUUCCAGCCCACCUUCCCUUGUUUUGAAUCUCAGUUUUGUUCUUCAACGUGUUUGAUACCCUGCCAACUUUGAGUUAUCUUCAGAAGUCGAAUUGGAAGCCAGUGAAGAAGCCUCAGGGAGUUGCAGAGGAGACUCAAAUCCAGGCCAACUGUGUGGCUGCCUGAGAUGUUGGAACAGAAGGAGGUCCAUUCCUGUUGGGGACAACACUGUGGCCCUGUUCUGGGAUGAGCAAGGUAUAAAGGAGCUGUGAACUGAAAAUGUCUGACGGUCUGGAUAAUGAAGAAAAACCCCCAGCUCCUCCACUGAGGAUGAAUAGUAACAACCGGGAUUCUUCAGCACUCAACCACAGCUCCAAACCACUUCCCAUGGCCCCUGAAGAGAAGAAUAAGAAAGCCAGGCUUCGCUCCAUCUUCCCAGGAGGAGGGGAUAAAACCAAUAAGAAGAAAGAGAAAGAACGCCCAGAGAUCUCUCUUCCUUCAGACUUUGAGCAUACGAUUCAUGUGGGGUUUGAUGCAGUCACCGGGGAAUUCACUCCAGAUCUCUAUGGCUCACAGAUGUGCCCAGGGAAGCUCCCAGAGGGAAUUCCUGAACAAUGGGCACGAUUACUCCAAACCUCCAACAUAACAAAACUGGAACAGAAGAAGAACCCACAAGCUGUUUUAGAUGUUCUCAAAUUCUAUGAUUCCAAAGAAACAGUCAACAACCAGAAAUACAUGAGCUUUACAUCAGGAGAUAAAAGCGCCCAUGGAUAUAUAGCAGCACAUCCUUCAAGUACAAAAACAGCAUCUGAGCCUCCUUUAGCUCCUCCGGUAUCUGAAGAAGAAGACGAAGAAGAGGAGGAGGAAGAAGAUGACAAUGAGCCCCCACCUGUUAUUGCACCAAGACCAGAGCAUACAAAAUCAAUCUAUACUCGUUCUGUGGUUGAAUCCAUUGCUUCACCAGCAGCACCAAAUAAAGAAGUCACACCACCUUCUGCUGAGAAUGCCAAUUCCAGUACUUUGUACAGAAAUACAGAUCGCCAAAGGAAGAAAUCCAAGAUGACAGAUGAGGAGAUCCUAGAGAAGCUAAGAAGCAUUGUAAGUGUUGGGGACCCAAAGAAAAAGUACACACGAUUUGAAAAAAUUGGUCAAGGGGCAUCAGGUACUGUUUAUACAGCACUAGAUAUUGCAACAGGACAAGAGGUGGCCAUAAAGCAGAUGAACCUUCAACAGCAACCCAAAAAGGAAUUAAUUAUUAAUGAAAUUCUGGUCAUGAGGGAAAAUAAGAACCCCAAUAUUGUUAAUUAUUUGGAUAGCUACUUAGUGGGUGAUGAACUGUGGGUAGUCAUGGAAUACUUGGCCGGUGGCUCUUUGACUGAUGUGGUCACAGAGACCUGUAUGGAUGAAGGACAGAUAGCAGCUGUCUGCAGAGAGUGCCUCCAAGCUCUGGAUUUCUUGCACUCAAACCAAGUGAUCCAUAGAGACAUCAAAAGUGACAAUAUUCUCCUUGGGAUGGAUGGCUCUGUUAAAUUGACUGAUUUUGGGUUCUGUGCCCAGAUCACUCCAGAGCAAAGUAAGCGAAGCACUAUGGUGGGCACCCCCUAUUGGAUGGCACCUGAGGUGGUGACUCGAAAAGCUUAUGGUCCGAAAGUUGAUAUCUGGUCUCUGGGAAUUAUGGCAAUUGAAAUGGUGGAAGGUGAACCCCCUUACCUUAAUGAAAAUCCACUCAGGGCAUUAUACCUGAUAGCCACUAAUGGAACCCCAGAGCUCCAGAAUCCUGAGAGGCUGUCAGCUGUAUUCCGUGACUUUUUAAAUCGCUGUCUUGAGAUGGAUGUGGAUAGGCGAGGAUCUGCCAAGGAGCUUUUGCAGCAUCCAUUUUUAAAACUAGCCAAGCCUCUCUCCAGCCUGACUCCUCUGAUUAUCGCUGCAAAAGAAGCGAUUAAGAACAGCAGCCGCUAGGACUGCAAGCCUUACCCCUCACCAUCUCCCUCAUGAGUAAGACUGAAGUAACAUUUUGCUUUAGGAAAGAUGAAAGAAAAGACAGUCAAAUCGGGUGGGGGUUCAUUAACUUUCAAAUGAAUAGAAACUUCUUAUAAGCCUUUUUUCCUAUUCCCUCAGAUUAUGUAAUUUAUUUGUAAGUCCGAAUCGCAGCCCAAACAGGGCAGCAAUGUUGAAGUGGCCAUCAAGUGGUCAUUUCCACCGUGAAGCGAAAGAGCCAGUAGUGAAUCCCCUCAUUUUGUGCAUUCACUUUGAAGAAAAAGAUUUCUCAAAGAUGCACACUUCCUCUUCAUAGUGUUGUGUUUGUUUUUAAGUUAGAGAGUAGUCCCUCUUGCAUUCAAACCUCCUUCAAAACCCCUUACCUAAUGUGAUGUUUUUCACUUGCAUUGUCAUUAGAUGUCCAGAAAAAAAGAUGUCAAAUGUUUUUUUUAAAAAAGAAAGCAAAAACACAAAGCAAAAAAACAAAAACAAAACAAAAAACCAACAAAAAAAAUAGAGCAAGUACUGUGUGAACAUGUGGAACUCCAUGCCCUAAUAGAGUUGCAAUUUUUUAUUCUUCUUCUAUAGUGGUGGCUUGGUUUGUGUACCUAUUUUUCUGCAUUUGUAUUGGAAAAGGUUUCUUGUAAGACAUUUUCUGAAAGCAGAAGGGAAUAUGUGUGUUCAGGAAGGGCUUUAGAAAGUUCCUUAUCUAAAUAAAGCUCAAAUGGUGAAAUCCUAUCAUAUUUUUACAAGGGCGCUUAAGAGAUGGUUGAUUUGUCAUGAAAACCAGCUUGUUAAUUUUUGUGACACUGGAAAAAGGACACACUGAAAAGGGAAUCCCUUUUGGGUGAGCCCAAGUUCUGAACCUGGGAAACCCUGAUAGGAGAAACCAUUAUUUAAACAAAGAUGGGACUUUCUCUGAGAGCCAAAAGGAAAAUAAGACACAUGUGUAAUACUGAAAUCCUUGUUGGACAUUAUGGUAAACAAAGGUAAAGACAUGUAAUUUAAGCCUCUCUUGUGCUUGUGGAACAUAAGCACUGUAAAACAGGCAUACCAGGAGGAAAUAUAUCCAUUAACCAACAUUUCUUUAUGAUAAAAUGAUUUAAUUUGACAAUUUAUCACACUUUGGAAUUUUUUUGAAAAUAAAGAACAGAGAUAUAAUAAGCUUUCAGCUCUGUAAGAAAUGGAAGAUCAGUGAAAGAUACAUCCCAAUCAGCAUUUGCUUCUAAAUACUUCUCAUUUUUCCUGUUUGCCACCAAUUUCAGUUUUGGGAUAUGAUGUGUUCUUUUAGUUCCUUGGGCUUUUGAACUUCAAAAGCCUGUUCAGUAAUGAUCUUAAAAUUCCCCAGUGAAAAUUAUUCUGGCCUGCAAUCAUAUAUUCCAUGAAAUAUUAGUCCAACUGAAUUCCUUUUGCAGCUUGGGGAAAAUACCAAUUUGACUAUUAUUUCACCAUAUAUCUAUUUCUUAAAAAUGCAACAGUUACUACUUCCUGAAUCUUCUGAGAGUUGAAAAAUACCUGGAAGAUGUAUGUAUGGAAAAGGAUAUGCUUCUUUUAUUGUCAAUUUUAUAAAUUUUGGAAAGUUGUUUCUCCGAGCCUUUGAAAAGCUAACAGUCUAUGCUGUAGAAGACUUCUUAAAUUGUAGUAUAUAAGAAAUCUGAAUAGAACCUAUCUUCAUUAAGCAAGAAGGAGAAAGAGGUUAAUGACAUAACCCUCUUUCCUGCUUUGCAAGGUACAUCUAUCCAUCUAACCAUCCAUCCAUCCUUUCUUUAAAAUGAAAGCACUUUCUUUAGAGUUUCUACUAACCUUAUAAUGCACAUGUUUAUGUUUAGAAAACACCACUGAUGAAUUUCCUGUUUUCUUUGACUACAAAAUUUGAGAGGGUCUUGACCCUCACCUCCCCCUCAAAAACAAAUUGUCCACACUGGGAUAAAGCAACAAACAUGAAAAGAAAAUCAAAUGGCAAUAUUAAUUUAAUGCAUAUUAUGUUAUACUUUGCAAAGAGGUGUCUAGGUCUAAAAUUUUUAAUCCCACACUGCUCUAAUGAGAUAGACAGGCUGUAAUUUUUAUUUCAUUUAAAAUGUUUUUUUCACUCAUAAUUCCAGGUAAUUCAAUGAAAUACCUGGAAUGCAAAUAAAAUCUAGUACAUUGGUGAUAGAACCCAAUACCUGGUUGGGAAGCAACUAACUAGUCAUCAGUUAGCAUCCCUUAUAUAUUGUAAAGGCAGUUUUGUUUUUGUUUUGUUAUUUUGGAGACCUUGGAGCAGUGAUCCUUCAGAUCACUGUAGGCAGAGAAAUGGCUGCUCCUUAUGCUUUUACUUCAGCAUAUUACAAUGAGGAGCCAGGUACUACUUUAUCAACACUUUGUACAAGACUUGAUGAUAACAUAUCCUAGUAGGCUUUAUUCUUACGAAUUUAUUUGUAUCUAUGUAAAUUUUCAGAUGAGAACAGCUUCUAAAGCCCCUUCCCUGUGUUGAAGAGUUCUGUAUAUUUCUAAUAAGUAUUAGAGAGAAGCUGUUUCUCAUGCCAAAAUGAUGCUGAAGGAUUCACAUUUGGUACAUUUGAUUCAACUUGGACUCCAGAUGGUUAAUAGUUUCUUUCCUUUCCUUGCAUUUUUUUAGCUCAUCUUGACACAGGUGAGUCUAUCCAGAUCUUUAAUGUUGCUAGUGUGCCCCAAGAUAAUGAGAGCACAGCAUCGAAUGUUGAUUCCAAAAUGUCCUGAGAUAGGAGUAGGGCAAUGUGAAAGUCAGGGAAGGGUGUGAAGCACAGUAGAGAUUAUUUAUUUAAGAAAGAAAAGAACAUUGAUGUUGUAGCAAGGAUCCGGUGCGUUGUCAUAAUCCCAUAAGGAUUUUGGGAUGACAGAGUCCCCUCAAAUCACUUACCAUGUUGGGUAAUGACUUCGUUCUUCCUGAUCUUGUCUAUGUGUCACUGUAAAUAUUUGUGUGUCCAUGUUCCAUUUUGGCUACUGGAUGGCCAUGUCACAUGAGAAAAUUUAACUCAAGUAUUUAUUCUUUAAUUGUGUUAUUCAGAUUUCUUUCAGGCUUGUGAAUUGCACACCAAUGUUUGAGUUUAACCACCUGAUCCUCACAUCUAUCCCUCCCCUGUGAAACACAUUCCAUUGCUAAAAGAAAAAGAAAUACAAAAUUGCUUCCUGUUGUCUGUAUAACUGUUUUGAUAGUUUGAGAUGUUUGUCUAUAAAGAGUAUUUCUCAGCUCAAAGAUCAUGUAAAUAACUAUAUUCCUUUGCUCAGUGGGCUAUUUCUAAUGAGGCUGCCAGUUCUCAGAGAUUCUAUGAAAUCAGUUUUAAAUACCAUAAAUAGGGACCACAACUAUAUAAAAAUAAAUGUACAUAUGGGCAAAGACUGGGUACACAGAUAAUGGAAAUCAGUUGUGUUAGGGCAGCGGGAUUAUGUGAUUUUCUUUUUGAAAUUUUCUUUGAUGUUGUCUUAAUUUUACUUUAUAGUGAAUAAACAUCAGAAAGGGAAUUCUAGAAACAUAGAAGACUCCAGAAGGACAAGCCUUCUGGCCAGAGCCCAGAGCAUGCAGGGCACAGAUAUUUGCUAGUUACAGUUAUUCCAUAGGCUUUAUACUUGCCUGCGUGCUGAGGUUGGCACAUGCUCAGGUAUGGCACAUGCUUUCUUAGGAGACUGUUAUCUAUGUCAAAGCUAGGGAGAUGUCCCUACUAUAAUUCCAAAUACAUUCUUCUGCUUUAAAACAGGCUGCCCUCUGCUUUGGUAUGGCAUCUAAGUGUCUAUCUUGUUUACUUUAGAUAGAAGGGGUGACCAUUUGUUUAGCCCCUUUGAUUAACAUUUGUUUCAGGUACCACUUUUCUGGGUCUUUUUAGCAAAUUUUCAAGUUGAAUUUUAGAAGAAUAAAAGCAUAAAGUCCCCAUUUCCAAUCAUUUCCUUGCUCAACAAGAUAUUAUAUCAUUCGGGUAGGAUUCUUCUUUUAAUGAUCAAGUCACACUGAGGUCAAGAGAAAUUAUGACUUGCAAUUAAAAGCUGAUUCUGAAAUCAAUAAGACAAAUAUUUAGGAUUGUCUCUGUCUAGUGACAUUCAGUUACAGUCCUAUUAGUUCUGACUUGAGGUGGGCUCCGGGUGCUUUUGCACUGCUUAAUUAUAGGCUGUAUGCAGUAAUUGUAAUUUUAAGAGAAAGGGAGACCAUCUACUAAAAGAGAGGAAUGUCCUUCUAACUCGCCAAGAAAUUUUAGGUGAGGACUUGAACAAUAUGUUACUUAUCAUCAAAAGCGGACUCUAUACCUAGAAAAACUCAUAGGAUUUUCAUUAGCCAUUUUAAGUGUAAAAUAGAAGUCUUAGACCUGCCAUCUGCAGCUGACUUUCAUGGUCAUUUUCUGAGCUAUUUGUCAUUAACAGUCAAUUAAAUAAAGGCAUAGCCAGUGGUACAAACCAAACAUCUCCCAGUCUCUGAGCAAAAGACUGAAAUCCAGCAUUUGUAAACUGACAGUCUAAUGGGCCUCGGAUAUUGAGUGAACUUAACAUGCAGUUCUGAACAUAUAUUUGCAUGUGGCUUGAUAAGGAAAUAAAUGAGACCUUGGAAAUAAUGGAAUUGUUUUUCUGUGAAAGAGUUUUUCAUAAAAGACUUAUUCUACUAUAAUCUUUCUGUUGGUUAGCUUUCACUUUUUCACUCUUUUCUGAGCCACAUUCCUGUUCCUUUGUAGUAACCAAAUGAAUCUAACCCAACUUCUCAUGCAUUGGAAUAUCUGUUUAAUAUUAAAGAGUAUCUAUCUGAAUCUGCAGAUGCGGGAAGUGAGAUAUCACCUCCGUGUGCACGCCUCUGCAUAUAAGUAUACUAUACUACUUGUAGCAUUUACUGACACUUAAUUUGGUGGAACUUGCAAGAUAAAGUUAUCUAGUCAGUGCCAUCAGAGUCUCCUUCAGAAACUGCCAUCAGGUGAAUUCUAUCCCAUAAUACUAACAGUAAAGCAGGUAGCAUGUUCAGGUGGUUUAGUACCUAAAAGAAAGUUAUCAGUAAUUCUAGAGAAUAAGUCAGAUGUGGAAGGAAUAUUAGCCUAGAAAGGAGACCUGAAUUCUAAUAUAGGCUUCAGGAAUAACUUGCUGCAUGACCCUGGGAAACUCCCUUAACUUUUCUAUUGCUGUUUCCUCAUCUGUAAAAUAAAGGUAUCAUACUAGCUGCUCUCCAAGAUCUUUCCCAAAGCUUUAUAUUCCGUCGUAUAGUAAGUUGCUUUGCAAAUUAAAUUUGCUAAACUGAUGGCAAAUAUCACAUGCUUAAGCCUGGAUCUCUUAUGGUGUAGUCAAAUACUAGAAUUAUGUAAGAUGGAAAAACUCAAGUAAGUGAAGUUAAUAAUACUAGAAAAUGUUGAUAAAACUCGUGGCAGCCUUCCAAUUUAUUCACAAUUGUUUUGUUUUAAUGUUUUUUUCUCUGUUGAGUGUUCCCAGUUUUUAUUUUCCAAAUAUUCUGUAUGUAAAAUCUGGUCUUCAUUAAGCUGUGGUCAGUAUUUGCUACGAGAGCAGAAAUAUACUGUCAUAUUUGCUAAAAUAGAACUGUGCUUGGGCCUCUCCUUUCCUGUAAAGCAGGGCUAGGCCUUAUAGAUUUAAAUUCAUAAAUGGCACAAAAUGACAGAUCUCAUGCAUUUUAAUGGCAGAGACUACAAAGAGUGGACUUAAGCAUUUGGAAGUUGCAGAGAGAAAUGAAAAAGCAAAUAUAUGCUUUUGGCAUUAAGAAGUGUUGACAAAUUUACUUAUUGGAAGUCAAAGAUAGUGUUUCCAAUGACAGCUCCUACAGUGAUUGGCCAGUUGUGUGAGUAUGCUGCUGGAAAGAAGGUAAACUGGAAGUUAGUGAAUGGUCCCAAUUGCCUGCCUACAGCAGAGUGCCAACCAGCCCCGAGGGCGAAAUUCAAAUUCAAUGUGUGUGCUUGUGCGCUGUGUGCUUUAUGGACCCGCAUAAACUAUAUUCAUUUGUGACAAUAAGAGCUCUAAAAGAAUCCAAUAACCAUUAAUGGAUUGAGUUUUAAAUAUGAAUACAUGAGCCAGUAGGAGCCAGAUUAUAAGGGUAUUGAUGUCUACUAGAAUUAUACGCCUAACAUCGAGGUAAAAUAGAGGAGGAUCUACAUUUUCACUGUUUCACAGAAUUGUAUCUCAUUUGGCUGUGCAUUACUUUUGUCAAAAUGUGUUAUCUGUAAACCCAUGUGUAGUGAAAUUCUUCUGUAACUUUGGAUUAAAGGUAUUUAUGGUCUUUUUGUUUGUUUGAUUUUUGAGUAAGUUAUUUCUUUUGUAGACUUGCUGAUGGUAUGGUUCCAUCCUUCUGCCCUCAGCAUACAAUCUUUUUAAAGGAUUUUUGUUUCCAAUAUCAUUACUUUAAAUUGUGGUUGAAGCAAUAGAAAAUUGAAAUAUGGAUUGUGCAUGACUGUGUCUUGAGUGUAAAAAUAUUGCAGUUUGAAACUUGGACCUAAAGUAUUGCGAAUAAAAAUGACAAAUAUCAAUAA